Molecule: messenger RNA, 1144 nt
Organism: Oppia nitens
Lineage: Eukaryota; Metazoa; Arthropoda; Arachnida; Sarcoptiformes; Oppiidae
Gene: rogdi
Product: protein rogdi-like
Exons: 8
Coding region: 38-841 (267 amino acids)
Cellular component (GO): RAVE complex
Source: RefSeq, a predicted model, not a curated record
ACAUAUAUUAUUAUAUCUGAGAGAAUCGGUUCUAUAAAUGGAUGAGGAAUUAUCAGCACUGGAAUUGGAGUUUGAAUGGCUUCUCAACAAAGAAGUCAAUACUAUAUUAUCUCAAUUGCAUUCACUGAUUGUGGAGUGUUGUCGCCGUUUCGCUGUCCAUAAUAUGCCCGGAUUGGACUCAUUGGUCAAAACAGAGAAACUACAGCUUAAUUGGAGUUCACAUUUGGAUCAGAUCAAGAUUUUGGCCACUCUUUCGGCCGAUAAUAUAUGCUAUGCUGAUAUAAGUCUUCGUCUUCAUAAACACGCCAUUCCUAAUCAGCGGACAAUUGUUCAAAAUGAUUGUCAAUGGAAACUACAUCAGAUUCAAGACGCCUCCAAUCAUCUCAUAUCUGCUCUUAAUUUAUUGACUUCGCCACCACUCAGAUACGAUUCAAAUGAUAAUAAAUAUGACUUCCGAUCGGCUCAGGAGGUGAUCGAGAUGAUUAACAAUGUUAUGGGUUGUCUGCAAAGGGGUCGCAACAGUUUGAUUGUGCCGAAGAAGCGUACGAUUGAAGAGUUGCAGAGCAGCAGAAAUAUGCAUUCACUUCAGCCACCCCUACCUAAUGACUUGGCCGUCAGUUUCUACAUCCAGUCCCACAAAUUGGUUUGCGCUGUCUAUCAUAUGCUGCGCGACCACUCCGGACAACUAAAGUUUGAUAUCUUUCAAGCCGAGACAUCAGUCGGUUGGUUAAGUGAAGCACUCGUACUCUUUACCGUUUCUCUUCAAUUUUGUCAACAACUCAAAGAUAAGGUCUCAGUGUUUACCCAAUACAAUGACAUGAAGUGCAACAACAAACCAUAAAACUAUGGAUAACUUCUCUCUUCAAAAAUAAUGAAUCCUAUUCUCUACACAACACUCAUCUCAAGAAGUGGUUCAACAAUUAGUGUUCAAAAAAACAAAUUGGCAAACAAUUAUUAAAUGAAUUUAUUUACUAAAUAUAACAAUAAUAGCAUAAUUAGUCACAUUUUUGUUAAAAAAAAGUAUUACGUAUAAAAAGUACUCAAAUUUAUUUGUUUUUUAAAAGUUUAUGAGUUUUGUAUCUCACACUAAUCGGGUUUUUAAAUUUAAUUGAAAUGAUUUUUUUUUUAAAUAUGAGAACUAAUA